Ipomoea nil (Japanese morning glory) is the source of this 1215-nucleotide messenger RNA. RefSeq lists its product as uncharacterized. The record is from RefSeq and is a predicted model, not a curated record. The coding region runs from base 1 to 1215 and encodes 404 amino acids. The transcript has a single exon. NCBI's taxonomy places the organism in Eukaryota, Viridiplantae, Streptophyta, Magnoliopsida, Solanales, Convolvulaceae.
AUGGUCUUACCACCAGGGUUUCAUAGUGAGAAGCCUAAGCAGGUGUGCAAAUUGUUAAGGUCUCUGUAUGGUUUAAAGCAGGCCAGCAGACAGUGGAACUUCAAAUUGACAAAGGCUCUGUUAGAAAAUGGAUACCAUCAGUCCACAGCAGACCCCUCUCUAUUCACCAAAGCCUCAGGUACUUCCUUCACAGCCUCACUCAUAUAUGUGGAUGAUAUCCUUGUUACUGGGACUGAUCCAGAAGAUAUCAAAGCCCUAAAGACAUUCCUAGAUGUGUCUUUCAAGAUAAAAGACCUUGGUUCCCUUCACUAUUUUCUGGGAAUUGAGGCCUUUAACUCUAAUGAUGGGGUCAGCUUGUUUCAAAUGAAAUAUACUCUGGACAUCUUAAAGGAGUAUGGUUUUCUGGAAUCAAAACCUGCUAGCAGCCCAGCCACUCCAGGUUCCAAACUCAAUAAAACAGAAGGGUCUCUUAUUGCUAAUCCUGAAGAAUAUAGAAGAUUGAUUGGCAAACUCUUGUACCUUACCAACACCAGGCCAGAUAUAUCCCAUGCUGUCCAACAAUUGAGCCAAUUUGUUGAUAAGCCCAGAGACACUAAUCUCAUUGCUGCACACAGGGUGUUAAGAUACCUCAAAAAAUCCCCAGGAAAAGGACUCUUCUACCAUAAAAAUUCUCAGCUCAAAUUGCAAGGUUUUUCAGAUUCAGAUUGGGCAAAUUGUUCAGAUACCAGGAAGUCAAUCACAGGCUAUUGUGUUUAUCUUGGACCUAAUCUAAUCUCUUGGAGAACUAAGAAGCAAGUCACUGUCUCCAAGUCCUCCUCUGAAGCUGAAUACAGGGCUUUGGCAUCCACUGUAUGUGAAAUCCAAUGGCUCUAUUAUUUGCUUACAGACUUACAAGUGAACUUUGAUGAUCCUGCUACUCUAUUCUGUGAUAAUCGUUCAGCAAUAGCCAUUGGAGAGAAUCAUGUGUUCCAUGAACGAACAAAACAUAUAGAAAUAGACUGCCACAUUGUCAAGCAGAAGGUUAAUGAAGGAUUGGUCAAGCUGCUACCCAUUCCUUCAAGGCAACAAGUUGCUGAUGGCUUCACAAAGGCUUUGAGUACUCCUGCCUUUGACAUCUUUCAACUUAAGCUGGGCUUACGAGACAUCCAUGCUCCAGCUUACGGGGGGGUGAUGAAGGAUAGAUGUGAUACUGCCAUGUCCAAUGAGAAAGGGUGA